AUGCCACAUCUGUCGCAUACGUCAUUAAUGAAUCCGCUGGUGAACCCAUUCGUUCCAUCGAACAUUUUAAAUUUGCUGCAAGACGACAUUAAAAGUGAAAAAGCGACAACAAUGCGUCCUUUUCAAAUCUACGAUCCAUUCGAUGCAGUAACAACAUUAUCUGUACCAACAGCCGAUGUUAGCCGUAAAAUUGAACAGUCUUCACCGUCGCAGGUAACUUCCUCUACGUCGGACAUUGAGGUGAUGAACCAACAAAGGAAUGUAAUCGUACGUAAUGAAAAUGUGAAAAAAAAGAAAGAACUUGUUAAAGAUGAAGCUUACUGGGAAAGACGACGAAAAAAUAAUGACGCAGCAAAACGUAGUCGUGAUUCAAGAAGGCAAAAAGAAGAUGAGAUGGCAAUUCGAGCUGCUGUACUGGAGCAAGAGAACAUCAGACUUCGUCUUGAACUGGAACAUCUACGAGCAGAAACCGAACGACUUCGGGUGCUGAUGGUAACGCCUACAAUAAUGCCUCCGCCAGGUCAACCUCAGGUGGUCUCAAGCCCUGGUGCGAUCAUGCACACUCGUCAGGCGGUGCUGCCUCCAUCUCCUUACUUAUGCUCCUCGUCACCUUCUGUACAAUCAGCCUUAUCUGUAACUGUCCAGCCGUCAUAA
Molecule: messenger RNA, 654 nt
Organism: Enterobius vermicularis (human pinworm)
Lineage: Eukaryota; Metazoa; Nematoda; Chromadorea; Rhabditida; Oxyuridae
Source: the annotation of a GenBank genome assembly